ACAUCAAAGUGCUAAAAACUAAACAUAGCAACCUCGGAAACGACAACAACGGACAACUCAUGUUGGCCUAACACACCGUGCUCCCUCUAUAAAAGAACCAUAUCUCUUACGCUCUCUGCAUUUCAUUGCCAAGAGCCACACUAGUUUUACAAAGUGCCAUCUCUCAUCUCCUCUUCCUCGUUCUAGCAGUGCCCUUCAGUUUCAGAUGGGAACAACUGGGUGAACGUUCCCGAUCUGAUUCGAGUUGGGCUACAAAAACCGUACAAUGGAGGCGGAGAGGAUGAGGCAAUUGAUGUUACUAUGGUGUAGAAUGCGAAGCAACCGUAUGGCUCUUGUGGGUGCAAACCAUACCGCUGCCAGGUUUUGCAGUCGCUAAAAGUUCCCUCCCUUCCAGAUCGCUGGCUUUGUUUUACCUUCCUAAUCUUAAUUUCUUCGCUUUUGUGCAUCUGGGUCAUCUUGUUUUUCGCCAAUUGAGCCAAUCUCGAUCUCGGUUCGCGCGCUCGUUCUUGGUGUUUCUGAAAAGGUUCUCGCUCGGUUCCAAGAAUCAAUGGAAUUAGAUCGUGGGUGUGAAGCCAACAAGGGGAGCAAAAUGAAGAAUAAUAAUUUGCAUGAUGGGACAAUUGCUCUGAAUCACGAAACUGUUCUUGUUAUCAGGCUUCCCGGUGCUCAAGUUUUGCGCAUUUUGUCUCGGUCCCUAUUUUUGGCCAUCGUUCUUGCCGCGUUGCCUUUCUUGGGAACCUUUCUUAAAGAAUUCUCAUCAAGUUCCCAUUCAUUUGUUCCUGCUGCAUCUAGUUGUGUCAGUGUGGAGAUGUUGAAUUCAAUUCUCCAUGAUUUGGCUGAUCAAGGCCUCUUCAAAAAGGAUGAUAAGGUUCUCUUAGUGAACCCUCCCAAUGGCUUUAUUACGGGUCCCAAUACUCCUCCGUUCAAUAACAACGAGAUUGAUAUGGUUAUUGACUCUGAUUUGAGGAGAAAGAUCUUGUUCCCUGACGGCUAUUAUGAUUUUGUGUUCAUGUCUAGCUCUAUUGAUGCUGAGUUUGUUGAUCGCAUUUUGAAAAUUAAUGGCAUUGUAGUUCUCCCGUUGGGCGUUAAAUCAUCAAAUUCUGCUUUCAGAAAGCAAUCUAAUUAUAGAGUUGUUUACAUUAGGCGAUAUGAUUCUAUUAUUGUUGCAUUGAAGAAAACUGGCCCUGCCGUUAGGUUGGUGGAUAAUUCUUCUCCAAGGAGGAAGCUUUGCCAAUUGAUGAUGGACACCAAGAAAGUGGCGUUGAAGGGUCUUGAAGAUGUGCUCUUGGAGCCACCUACAAAGGAUUUUGUAAAAUCAAAGUACUUGAAGAAGAUCAAGUAUCUACCCGACUUGUUAGGUGAUUCUCUUCAAGGUUACAAUAGAAGACUCUUCAUAGGUGUAGGCUUGGCUGAGGAAAACAAGGGUGUGGUACAAUGGUUCCAGAAGAACUACCCAAAGAAGAACACAAAAUUUGAAAUUCACAACCUCGUGGUUCCACCAGAAGACAGUGUUAUGCCCCAUACAGAUGUUUCUGCUUGGUUAUCUAAGCAUGUGAAGGAAGAAGAGUAUGUUGUAAUGAAAGCAGAAGCAGAGGUAGUGGAGAAGAUGAUAAAGGAAAGGACAAUCUAUUUGGUGGAUGAACUUUUCCUAGAGUGUAAAUAUGAAUGGUGGGAGAUGGGGAAGAGAAAGAAAAAUGGUAGAGCAUAUUGGGAGUGCUUAGCUUUGUAUGGAUUGGUUAAGGAUAAGGGAGUUGCAGUACAUCAAUGGUGGGGUUGAUUGGAGCUUUCAAUUAGGUAUAACCUGCUUUGGUUGUGUGUUACAUGGGCUUCUUUCUAUUGUUUCGGUGAUUGGUUUGUAUCCAUGUUUGAAUUUGCACCUUAAAAGAUCUUCGUGUGCCAUGAGUGGUGCAUGCUUGUAUUCAUUUUCCAUGGUACUAGUUAGUGCUACGAAUAAAAAGGCUUUUU
Abrus precatorius (Indian licorice) is the source of this 1965-nucleotide messenger RNA. RefSeq lists its product as uncharacterized. The transcript has a single exon. The record is from RefSeq and is a predicted model, not a curated record. The coding region runs from base 548 to 1777 and encodes 409 amino acids. Lineage: Eukaryota; Viridiplantae; Streptophyta; Magnoliopsida; Fabales; Fabaceae.